AUGGACGUUAUCCAGUACCUAGCCGGCUUUAGAACUCGGAGGCAUCGAAGGCAGCAGCCUUAUUCCGACGCUCACAGAGCAGAUUCCAUGCGCCGUAGACUUCCGAUCAACAAUCGCUCAGAACCGGCGAUACAGCUUGUGGCGGCUAACAAUGAAGAAACCAAUCAUACAGUUGAAGAAGCACGCGACGUAGAUUUGCCCGAUACCACUAACGCUGGCGUACCUGAGGCGAACAGCAGCACAUCUCUGGAGAUGAAACUGAACGACCUCAUGGAACUCGUUACCUCGCUCACCGCCUCAAUCGUGACCAGGCCCGAAAACAUAGCCUUUGCCCAGUCACCAACUGGUUUGGUUAUCAACACCUCGACGACGGAGCGAGCCAUUAAUGAGCAUCAGCCAACCGAUGGUCUCGUUGAAGCAACCGCGGCACCUCAACAAGUCAACAACCCAAACACCCCUGGUCAAAUCCCGCCCGUGGCUGGCCAAGGCUCGAGUCUUGAGGAACAGAUGGACAAUCUUGCGGUCAUUGUCACCUUCUUGGUCCUCAUGUUAGCCGAUAGAGCCCAAGCCCCCGUCCCGCCCGAGGCACCCGCCGCCGAUCCUGUUGAAGCCUCAGCACAGGAGAAAACCAUGCCUCCAUGUAGUCAAGACCGCACCGUAACAGUCCAGACAUUACCGCAAGCCGAUAAAACUAGCACUGACAGUGCCAGCACGAGCACCAAAAGCACGCAGCUGCCGUACACGCUCAGCGAGCCCCGAAGAGCAUCAACUGAACCGCCUCUCCAAGCGACAAAAGUCAAACUCCCAAUGUCAGAUCAGCACCAACAAAGCAAGAAGAAUCACAACACCGCACCGGUUUUUAUUUUGCUCGGCCUCACAGAUUUACUGGUCUAUUUCUCGUCGGUCAGGGUCCUUGUGGAAUGCCUGGUCUUUCCCGUGAUCCUGUUUGCGCUUUACCUCUGCUUUGGCAAGUCUGCCUGCUUUUGCUCGUGGACCUGGAGACCGCGCAUUUGGAAAGAACAGGUCAAGGUGGCUUGGGCUCAGUUGACCGGUGGCGGGGUUGGCGUGGGCCUGGAGAUUGGCAAUGAGGAAAGAAAAGCUCGAGGCGGUUAG
Molecule: messenger RNA, 1113 nt
Organism: Podospora bellae-mahoneyi
Lineage: Eukaryota; Fungi; Ascomycota; Sordariomycetes; Sordariales; Podosporaceae
Exons: 1
Coding region: 1-1113 (370 amino acids)
Source: RefSeq, a predicted model, not a curated record